CUGUUGCUCGCUAGCUUGCUGCUCAUGCUGUGGCUGUGGGUACCACUCAUAUUAGAUUUUGUGAAGGCCAAUCGGGAAAAAUGGCGCAGUCCCUGUCGGACGAUGAGUUCCAACGAAUGCAGAAUCAGUUACUGGAACUCAGAACUGCUAACUAUCAGCUUAAAGAUCAGUCAAGAAAGUUAGAAAAUGAGUUGAGCCAAUUGAAGCAAACUUCUGCUGCAAAUGAGAAAGAGCUUGAAAAGGCAAACAAGGUUAUUUCCAAGAGCAAAAAGGCAAGGGAUGUUGAAGCCUUGUUUGUGGAGAAUGAUGGCCUUCAGCUUAAGCUCCAGAGCCAGGAAGAGGACUUUCGCCUCCAGAACUCCACUCUUAUGGAAGAGCUCUCAAAGCUUUGUACAGCAAAUGAAGAGUUAGAGAAGGAGGUCAGUACAUUAAAGAAGAGUCAAAGUGCCAAUGACGUGGUCGAUGGAAGCCCCUCUGCUUGCUCACAGAAUGAUAUCAGAAGACUUCAAGCUGAAAAUGCAGCUCUACAGAAAAACCUUGCCAGUACUCAACAAAGAUAUAAUGAUGAACUUAAUGGAAUGAGACAAAAUGUAAACAUGUUGACCCAAGCAUGUGCUGAUGCUGAAGAGCGCUAUACCAGGUUAUUAGGGGAGCGUCCCACUCCAACAGGAGCAUCAGGAGACCAGCAGGAAGGAGAACAGAUGGAAGAGAUACCAAUAUCAACACCUGAUGGGACUGUAUCAGAUCAACAGUCUCCUGUUGAAGCAGAGUUAAACCACUUAUUGAAUGAUGAAUUUGAAGCCUUUAUUGAAGACCUGAAGCUUACUGCUGUUACAAGUGACUUUGAUGAUGAUAUAGAACCAAAAGAUCCUAUGACAGUACUACAAGGACAUGCUAAGCAACUGAAAAAGAGAGUUAGUGGUGCACUUGUUAGAAACAUGGAGAGCUUUGUCAAGAUGGUAUCCAAAGAAGAAGGAAGAAUAAGCAGAGGAAGUUCUUUUGCAGAACCAAAUGAACCAUGUGAUCUGAAUAUGUCCAGAAUAGAUGAUCAAACGAAAGAAAUAAAUGACUUACAGUUGAGAGUAGAUACAGAGCAAGAAGAAAACAAAAUAUUGAAACAGCAACUUCAAGACAGUGAGCAAUCUUACAAGGCAGAAAUUUUAACCCUGCAAGAGGAGAUACAAAAAUUGUCAGAAAAGACCAAAAAGAAACAAGAAAGCUUAGUGCAAUUACAGAAUGAAAAAGAAGAACUAUAUGCAAAAAACAGGAAAAAUGUUGAAGAGUUGCAUGGAUCUGUAGACAAGGAACUUGAGUCAUUGAGGAAAGAAAAUAGUGACUUGAAAGCAGCUUUAAACAGGAAUAAGCAGAAUCGAAUGGAGGCUCAAGAAACUUCAAAGCAGCAAAUAAGACAGCUAGAGAAUACCAUAGAAGAAUUAAAACAACAGGCUGCAAACAGUGAGGAGGUUGCCAGAUUAGAAGAAGAUAAAUCAAUAUUAACCAAAGAACUUGCCAAUAUUAGACAGGCUUAUACUUCUACAUCAGAAGAGGCUAAUAGAUUACAGAAUGUGUCAACCAGUGCUAAGAACCAGCUUGAAUCUACCCAGCAUGAGUUGGAAGAGCUUCAGCUAGCACAGAGUAAAUUAAGCAGUGAAAGAGAUGAACUACAGGCUCAGUUCACUGAAUGCCUAGCAGCCAAUGCUACGUUAGGAGACCAACUCAGUACAGCAGGGAAAGAAAGGGAUACUCUUAGUAAAGAAUUACAGGAAACUAAUAAGAUAGCUGAUAAGAGGAAAAACAUGUUAGAUGAGAUGGCAAUUCAAACACAAACCAUCAGAGAGCAACAUAAGGAAGAAGUAUCUAGUAUGACAACUAGUCAUCAGAAAGCUCUUGAUGAUCUCAAACAUGAACUUCAAGAUGAAAAGCAAAAGAGAAAAGAACUAGAGCCUUUGAAAGAGCAGAUCACGCAGCGAGAUGUACAAAUUGAAUCACUAGAAAAUGCAAAGGGAUGGUUUGAAAGGAGAAUGAAAGAAUUAGAGGAGGAACUAGAAGGAACAAAAGAAAAGCAUAUAGAAGACAUCAAAGAUUUAGAAGCCAAGCAUCAAGAAGAAAUAUCAAAUCUGCAAGGGGAGCUAUCUGAGAAGGAUAAAGCUAUAGAGAGUGCCAAAAUUGAGAUAGAGGGACAUCAAGCCACCAUAGGGAAAUUGGAACAGGAUGCCAGGGACUCUGUAGUAGAUCAUAAACUUGGUGAGAAGAAGAGAUCUGGCAUGCUGAAGGAUCUUCAAAGGCAACUGAGACAGGAGAAGAAGAGAUCAGUUAAAUUACAGGAGAGAUUACAAGAAGUCUUAACACAGAACAGUCAAGCACCACAAGGUUUAGAUGCACUCUUCUCACAUCAUACCUAUGAUGAUAGGUCUUCUAGACACGACACCAGUAGCAUCUCAUCUUUAAGCAAUAGUGGGACUGGCAGAGACUACAGUGACUUUGCUCCUUCUCCCAAUGAUUCCAUGUCUGCUGCCCUCAGUGAAGAGACAACAGAACUCAUCUCCAAAUUAACACAAAUCCAACAAGAAAACUGGCAGCUAGAAGAAAAGGUGCGUCACCUUGAAGAAAGCAAUGCAUGCAUGGCAGAAGAUCUCCUGAGAAAAAGUGCAAUCAUUGAAGCUCACGUCAUGGAACGGAAAAUAAUUGACCCAGCUAAGGUCAAUUCAUCCCCAGCUGAUGUGAAACCAGAGACUAAGGGACCAUCAUUACGUAAGAUGAGAGAAUUAAUGAGGUCAUCAAGGGAUGUGGAGGAGGAGAGCCAGAGGGAAAUGAAUCAAAAAUUACAAGUCAUGCUUGAGGAGACCAUCACUAAAAACAUGCAUUUACAACAGGAUAUUGAGAUGCUAUCAAGUGAGGUUGUACGACUGAGUAAGUUGGUAGGAUCAUCUCAAUCAGGUACACCAUCUCCAGUAGAUGAUCAUCAGGGUAAACUUCCUGGAGGUGCAUCCUCCAUGGCAACUACAUCAUCAUCUCAUCCAGUAUCAUCCUCAUAGCAGAUACCCUGUUCUACAUAUACACUAUUGUCAAUAUAUCGUUUCUAUUUAAAAAUUGCAUAGUCCUGUUGGGCUAUUGCACAAACUCCUUAGCUGGGAUAAAGAUUGCAGGUGCAAGGCAAGAUUUAUUUUCAAAGUGGUCUCUGGAAGUUAUUUCAUCUGUGAUGAAAUUUGAUGAAUCAAGAAAGUUACUAAGGUGUGAGAAUUCGUAAUGCUGGAAGGAAGAGAGUUGGAGUGUCCUAGGGUAUGUAGAGUAUGUGAAGCAGUCCUUUACUGUCAAUGAAUUUGUGGAGGAAAUUAGUUGCACCAUCUUGGAAGAGGAUCAUUAGGGAAGUAGCAUUUAUUCACAAUGUUUGGGAAAUAUUUCUAAAAAUCAAUUUGUAUAUUACAAUCAAAACAGUCACAGACAAAUUUUAUUUCUUGAACACUUCUCCAUUAUUUUUUGAUAGGAAGUGUGAGGAUAAACUGAUUCCCAAUAUCUUGACAUACAGGUAAUGGGCUGUUUCUUCCAUUCCAGACUUUGCACAUAUAUUACUGAAAACUUAUCAAUAGUAAGUGUUAAUCCAAUCAUAGCUUCAUUAGAAUCCUGAAUUUUGAUUGGCUGUUGAGCAUUGUUGCCAUGGUACUUGCUGUUGAUGACAAAGGUUCCAUGAUAAAUAAGUUUUAUGCAACAUGGUAGCACCCAUUUCGUGCCACACAUGAUGUGUAUGCCAUGAAAGAAAAUUAUAUUUCAGUCAACUAUUUUAUUAAGUGAAACCCAUCAAUGACAAUUGUGUUAUUCCCUUAGCUAUUUGACUUGCUGUAUGUUUUAGUCAGUUAAGAAGCAGGUAUCAAGGCAUAUAAAAUGUCAAGUUUUCUUUUUCUGAAAACAUGCAAAAGUUUAUCCUUUGUAUUACAAGCAAAUGUGUCAUUCUUGACAAUUUUGUGAUGAAAAGACCAUUUUUAAUUAUAUCAUAAACUCAGUAUGGUUAUAAUUAUGUUAAAGGAAAAAUAAUAACUUAAUAAAAGAGCUACUGUAUUUU
Molecule: messenger RNA, 4057 nt
Organism: Lytechinus variegatus (green sea urchin)
Lineage: Eukaryota; Metazoa; Echinodermata; Echinoidea; Temnopleuroida; Toxopneustidae
Gene: gripap1
Product: GRIP1-associated protein 1-like
Exons: 32
Coding region: 81-3035 (984 amino acids)
Biological process (GO): neurotransmitter receptor transport, endosome to postsynaptic membrane; regulation of neurotransmitter receptor transport, endosome to postsynaptic membrane; regulation of recycling endosome localization within postsynapse
Cellular component (GO): postsynaptic recycling endosome; extrinsic component of postsynaptic early endosome membrane; glutamatergic synapse
Source: RefSeq, a predicted model, not a curated record